GAGCAGACUACAGAGUCUCCAUAGUCUCUAGUGGGGGGCCCAGGGCCUGCCCCCCACCCCACACUUCUCCACUUCUCGUCAGCUGCUGCCGCUGAAGAGUGGUGCGUACGAACGCCAACACGAUUCAGCUACUAGUGAGCGCUAGCGAUACGAGAAUUAAGGCGCAGAGAGCAAAACUCGAGGGAUAAAAAUCGCGGGGAUCGAUCGAUAAUCGAAUUAUUUAACCGGGAUAACAAGUUAAAGUUCAUCUAAGAUUGUGCUGUGACGGUGUUAAAUCGAAUAUCGUCGACGGAAUCCUCAGCCGAUUUGCCGGUCAACCCCGUAGAACGAGAAAACAAAAGAGAGAAGAAGAGGAAGUAGCGGGACCGAAUACAAAUAAAAUAAAAUAAAAGGGGUUGAAAUCGUUCAAGUUCGCCCGAUAAAACAGGGACCGCUCCGAAAAUUUCACGGCAAAACAAGGGUUGUUGGAGCGACAAAAAAAAAAAAGCUUUGUUUUUGAUAAUUGAGAUGACCCGUGUGUCGAUCGUCAAACUUUUCAAAAGCACCGUUUAGAGACCAGGUCAAUCAACGGCAACAACUUGUUAUUCAACGCAACAAAGUAACGGUGUGCAGUACAGCAAACGAACAGCCAAGGGCAACAGAAAAUUUAAUCCGAGCAUACUUGUUUCACGAUCGUUUAGCUAACGGCGACACGUUCGACGAUGGCGUGAACUCUGAGAAUUGUUUUUAUUUAGGAUUAAAACGCGACGAUAUCAGAAAUCGUGUAGCACGAAAAAGAAGAAGAAGAAAACAGUAACCCGCAGUGUUCUGUUGACUUGGACGAUCGUACGUUGAAAGGAUUUGAAUGUACCGUAAAGGAGAGGCGUAAUCAGGACAUAAAAAGAGAACGAAAAGAAACGUAAUCAUGUACAAGUUAUUGGGAGACUUGAAAGACUACCUAAAAUGGCAGGACAUAACGACUGAUUCUAUGAUAUUCCGAAUGCACAAUCUGUUCACAACGGUUCUGCUGCUAACUUGUUCUCUGGUGAUAACAGCGACCCAAUACGUUGGAAAUCCGAUUUCUUGCAUCGUCGAAGGCCUACCAAAACACGCGAUCAACACGUACUGCUGGAUCACCUCAACGUUUACGAUGCCUGACGCUUUCGCUCGCCAGGUCGGGACGGAAGUAGCUCAUCCAGGUAUAGCAGGUGACUUCGGUAACGUAACAGCGCGUAAAUACUACACCUACUAUCAAUGGGUCUGUUUCGCCUUGUUCUUCCAGGCAGUAAUGUGUUACAUUCCACAAUGGCUUUGGAAUACGUGGGAAAAUGGUUUCAUGAGAGCACUUAUUAUGGGAUUGAAUCGUGGACUGUGCGCCGAAGCUGAAAAAUGCAAGAAAAAGUCAAAGAUGAUCGAUUAUAUCUUGAAACAUCGCACGAGACACAAUCAGUACGUCUACCGGUAUUACGUCUGCGAGGCUCUUUGUCUCGUUAAUAUCCUGGUGCAAUUAUACCUAAUGAAUCGUUUCUUCGACGGAGAAUUCCUAAGUUACGGAUGGCGUGUGAUCAAAUUUUCCGAAGCACCUCAGGAAGAUCGUCGUGACCCAAUGGUCUACAUAUUCCCACGUGUUACGAAAUGCAUUUUCCACAAAUACGGUCCUACCGGUACCAUACAAACUCACGAUUCGCUCUGUAUCUUGCCCUUGAAUAUCGUCAACGAAAAGACCUACAUAUUCGUAUGGUUUUGGUUCCUGAUAUUGACCGGGCUUUUAGUCUGUCUUCUUUUGUAUCGCGCUGCGAUUAUUUUUCUGCCUUCGGUUCGACCGCGUUUAAUGCACCUGAUAACGCGCGGUACAUCGAAGGAAACUUGUCAGAGUGUGAGUCGCAAAACUGACCUAGGGGAUUGGUGGGUACUUUAUACCCUUGGUUCAAACAUGGACUCGUUGAUCUACAGAGAUUUACUUCAGGAAUUGGCAAAGAAAAUGGGUGAUCAGCAUUCCCAAGCCGUUGCUUAGCGAUUAUUUUGAAAAGCCAUUUGUCUAAUUCUUAGACAAAUUCCAAAACUUGGGGUUUUAGAAAAGUCAGUUUUGUUUCAAGCAAAAACAAAACGAGUUUAGAUAACGACCGAUUGCCUCGAUCAAUCAUACUAUAUAAGCAUAGAGAGAAUUAUUGACCAAAUUUUUGUCAAGAGUUGCUAUUGGAGUUCGAAAUAUUCUUCAGAGCUCCGCUUAGGUGUAGCGCCAAGGCUAGAUAGUGAUAAUCGAUCGUCCCACAAUUGUUGUGCUGGUUAAAAAGAAAAGUAAAAAAAAAAAAACAAAAAGGAAAAUUUCCUUCGAGUUUCCUGGGAUUUGCUUUUACCCAGGAUUACCUUCUAUUUCAUUUCGUUUUCAUUGUAUUAUGUAACUAUUUUUUUCUAGAUAAAACGUACACAUGUGUUCACAUUACCUGAAACUCACAUAUCUCUCAUUCAGUUUUUAUUUUCUUCAUUGUUAUUUUUAGUUUUUUCAUCAUUUUUUUUAUCAUUCCAAUUUUGACAAAGUUUACGCGUCAGCUCAAGUGUUGAUUCUAUUAAUUACGUUUUUCAUCCUCGAAAUAACUGGGAAUCUCGCGCAAAUUAUUAUUAUUGUGACUUGUACUUUUUUUUUCUUGUUUUUUGUCUUCAUUCAAAUGAGAGUAAAACAAAAAAGACUGAUAAAGUCUGAGAACUGCUCACUGCACAAACGAUGAUGCCUUUAAAUAUAAUAAUUACAAUACGAUAUACACAUAACUAAUAAUACAGUAUUUUGGAUAUUUUUAGAUUCGUUAAAGAUUAUAUCUACUCAUCGCGAAAAAGCGAAAAGAUUUACUCGAAACUGAAAACUCAUAAGUGUAAUCUCUUCAAACAUUACUUGACGAAAGAAUUUACCUCGUGAAGUGGGGUGUAUACGUACGUACAUACAUAGAUGUGUAGCGUAAGCAAAUUAUACGUCUUCCACGCCCGACUGCAUAGUUAACAGAUGAAGUAAUCAGAUUUUUUUUCAAGGUUAAUCUACGUUUGAGUAAAAAGAAAAUAGACAUUCGUACGAGGGAUUUAUAAGUCCAGUUGAUUGAUAUUUUUUAAAGAAAGAAAUAAAAAAAAAAAAAUUGAUAAGUACAACACUUAUGGAUUUCGCAUUGAUAAAACAAAGUUGCAAAAACGUGAUCAUUAUUUUGACGGGCUAUUUUAGUUAAGAUUAUUCAGUGAUUGAAACGGACUUUGAUAACUCUAUCGUGCUCAAAGCCACCCUUAUUACGCAUAUCGUCCGCACGUCUCUUUUCGUGUUCAACGAAUUCGAUCAAUCACAUGUAUAUCAUUUAAGAGAAAAAAAAACAUAUAUAUUUCUAUCGCUAUUCAUCGCUCUUUCAGUUACAAUCUAACUAAAAUUAUCUCCCAUUCUCGCAUACAUAUAUCAAAUACACAUUUAUAUGUACGCAUGAUAUGUAUUAAUUUUCUUCGAUAAUCUAAUUUGUAUAGAUGAUAAAUUUCCAAAAAAGACCAAUAUGUACACGUCGCACAGACAAGUGAAAUAGAGAGAACGGAAGAGACAGAGGAAAAAAGACAAAGUAGACGAAUGAAAAAAAAAACAUAUUAUGACGUCGUGUGAUCUUAGCCUUUAGGGUACCCCGUAAGUUUCUACAUACGUUUAAGACAUGCUCUGAUAUUAUGUUAUAUGUAUAGGAAAAAUUAAAGACAUUUACUACGAUAAAAA
Molecule: messenger RNA, 3706 nt
Organism: Athalia rosae (coleseed sawfly)
Lineage: Eukaryota; Metazoa; Arthropoda; Insecta; Hymenoptera; Athaliidae
Gene: ogre
Product: innexin inx1
Exons: 4
Coding region: 905-1993 (362 amino acids)
Cellular component (GO): gap junction; plasma membrane
Molecular function (GO): gap junction channel activity
Source: RefSeq, a predicted model, not a curated record